AUGACAAUAUCCAACACCUCCCAACCGCUGUUCGACGCCACGACCGCGUCCAACACCACCAGCACCACGCCCGAGACUCUCGCCAUGGCCGCGCUCAGCAAGCUCCUACAGCUCACCCCGACGGGCCCGCCGGGCUGGGGCACAAUGUUCAAGUUCUUCUUCGUGCUCAUGGCGCUCAUCAACAUCAAGAACAUCCCCCUGACGUGGCACUUCCGCUUCUACCGCUCCCUCUUCCACCACCUCCUCCGCCGCCGCUCCCUGCACCCCACCACCUCGCACCUCUUCUCCCCCAUCUCCUCCACCUCCCGCUCCCCGCUCUACGAGUGCGACCUCAACCUGCACAAGUCCAACAGCACCUACUUCUCCGACCUCGACAUCGCGCGCACGCACCUCAUCUGCCACCUCAUCAAGCGGUCCCUGCGCACGCGGCGCUCGCUCUACGUGGCCCUCGCCGGCGUCUCCUGCCUCUUCCGCCGCGAGAUCAAGCCGUUCGAGAAGUACGAGAUUGUCUCGCGCCUGCUCGGCUGGGACGGCAAGUGGGUGUGGGUCGUGAGCCACUUUGUCAGCAUCAGGAAGGACAAGGACGGCAGCAGGAAGAUCUUUGCGAGCGCGCUGUCAAAGUACGUCUUCAAGAUGGGCCGCAUCACCGUGAAGCCCGAGGAGAUCUUCACCGAGUGCCAGCUGCUGCCGCCGCGGCCCGUCGAGGCGGCCGUAUCAACAACAUCGGGAGCACUAGUCGCGAAUGGAAACGGAAGCGGAAACGGCGAGAUCAAGAAGCUGGCGAACGGGGCCGCCGCGCACAAGAGCGAGAAGGAGGUGCUGGCGCAGCUGGACGCGGCGACGGCGACGGCCGAGACGCAUCCGGACGCGUACUGGACGUGGGAGCGGAUUGAGGCCGAGCGGGCGCGGGGGUGCGAGAUUGCAAAGUCGAUGCUGGGGCUUGACCAGCUGGAGGGCGAGAUCCGGAGCGGGGAUGAGGAGGGGCUGACGAAAGUUGGGAGGUUCUACUAG
Morchella sextelata is the source of this 1011-nucleotide messenger RNA. RefSeq lists its product as uncharacterized. Lineage: Eukaryota; Fungi; Ascomycota; Pezizomycetes; Pezizales; Morchellaceae. Bases 1 to 1011 code for a protein of 336 amino acids. The record is from RefSeq and is a predicted model, not a curated record. The transcript is spliced from 2 exons.